Molecule: messenger RNA, 1035 nt
Organism: Cutaneotrichosporon cavernicola
Lineage: Eukaryota; Fungi; Basidiomycota; Tremellomycetes; Trichosporonales; Trichosporonaceae
Gene: SEC65
Exons: 3
Coding region: 1-1035 (344 amino acids)
Biological process (GO): SRP-dependent cotranslational protein targeting to membrane; SRP-dependent cotranslational protein targeting to membrane, signal sequence recognition
Cellular component (GO): signal recognition particle, endoplasmic reticulum targeting
Molecular function (GO): 7S RNA binding
Source: RefSeq, a predicted model, not a curated record
AUGCCAACUAUAGAGGACUACCUUCCAACAGUCGAGGACGUCUUUGACGACGAGACCGACCUCCCGCUCCCCUCAAGCUCGCGCGCCCUUCCCAACACGGGGAUGAAGGGUGCGCUGCUCGAGGAGAUCAACGAUGACAACGAGCUCGACCUGGGCCUGAUCCAGGAGCAGGGACGCGGCGAGUACGGUGCGAAUGCGCGCGCGCCACCCCCGUCUAGCCCGAGUAAGGGCAAGGAGCCGGAGACGGCUGCCGAUGUCCAGCGUCCACAGCAGCCGCAGAUGGACCCCAACACGCCGAUGGGCGGGUUUAUGGGCGACAUGAUGAAGCUACAGGAGGUUGAGGAGGAGCGGAUUGAGAAGCUGCGCCGUACGUUUGGGAGUACCAAGAUCGCAAAGGAUCCGAGCGUGUACAAGAUGUGGAACUCGGUCUACCCGCGCUACUUUGACGCCAAGGUAUCGGUCGCCGACGGGCGUCGUGUACCGCGCAAGAGCGCACUCUGGUGGCCGCAGGCGACUCACAUCGCCCAGGCGUGUGCGUCGCUUGGUCUUCCCUCCGUCCUCGAGCCCGAGAAGACACACCCCGCCGACUGGGAGAACCCGGGCCGCGUCAAGGUUCAGCUUGAGCGUGAUGGGCGCCUGAUCAACCCGAUCGUGAAGAACCGCACUCAGCUCUACGCGCAGCUCGCACGGCAGAUGCAGAACGCCAACCCCAAGCUCGUGCCGGCCGAGGCGGAGAUGAAGCCGCGGAACGGGCCCAAGCCCAAGGAGAACGGCAGCAAGAAGAAGGGCAAGGGCAAGGCCGUCAGGGUUGUCGCGCCGUUCGCGACGCGGCCGCCCGCCGCCCCUCUCCCUCUGCCCAGAAUGGACGAGCGGCUGCCGGUCCACUCGCCAACCGCGGCCACGGGCGUCGCUGUCAGCUCUGUAAAGCGCGACCUCGAGGCAGAGAAGGAGGCGAAGAAGAAGGGUAUCGCGCCUCCCGAGGAGGGUGCCAAGGCGCCUAAGAUGAAGCGCAUCAUGGUGCGUGGGAAGCGGUAG